UAAUGACUGAUGGUGUGUUUAAAUGUGAGCGAGUGUGACAGCGCUUAUGUUAUCUUAGUUUGGAUUUGUGAUUAAACGCUUCGAAAUGAAGUUCUCCUGCCCUCUGAUCUGUGGGCUCAUUUUGUCCUGUAUUUGCUUCAGAGUCACAGACUCGUAUGAGGAUGAGGAGCUGUCUGUGAAUCAGAGUCCAUCCAGCAUCACUGUGAAAGAGGGAGAUUCUGCUCAAAUCACCUGCUGCUGGAGUAAAAUCAAAUAUAAAGUUAAAGUUACUUGGUAUAACAAUGAGAUAAGACUUUCAGAUGUAAAGCAGGAACUCCAAGAGCGUGAAACACAGAACUGUUCAAUGCUCAACUUCAUAAACAUACUUAAAAAUGCUUCAGGUCAUUAUGUUUGUGAAGUGACUCAAGACAUACCAGUCCUGAUUCAGAAGACAGGUUCUGGAACAGCUCUAUUUGUCAAAGACGAUCAACUAGAAACAACAACAACUGUCAUUGUUCACACACUUUUUAACCCAUCAGUCGUAAAGCCAGAUGUACUUGAUAAUCCGAAGAGAAAUCCAGAAGAUGAGAAGCAUAAUUAUUUGGAUCCUAAAGGUAAGAUGUUAUAUGAAUAUUGAUGCUUUUUGUCUUCAACAUACAGUAAUUAGGUACAAAUGAAAGUUACCUUUUCAAAAUAUACACCUUUGUACCUUAUUUACCUCUAAAGGGUGAAUAUUAGUGCCUUAAAGGUAUAGUACCUAAAUGGUACACAUUAAUACUUUUUUAAAAGGUACCACCCCAGUGACAGCUUUUGUAUUUGUUUUAGUGUUUUUGGCUUUUCUAACUUAGGUUUUCCCCUUUUUUAGUUUUGUAGAAUUCCCUCAAAUUCUCUCUAAAAAGUAGGGUGUGCUACAAACAAACAACAAAAUGAAAAAGAUCAAUUGUUUUUCACAGGUAGUUCGCGGGAGGUUGUGAUCAUUUAUAUUUUCAGAAGUCUGCCCUUCAUCUGUCUGUUGGUGGCGUUCUUUUACCUAAACAGGGAUGACAAACGAGUCACAACAUCAAGAUCAGUUGAGCAUGCUGUAGAGUUGGAAGAAGGACCAGAUGAAGACCUGGAGGCCGGAGAGACACAGAUGAAUGAAAGUGAAGAGGUAAAACAGGGUGAGAAAGUUUCCGAACAGGAGAAAGAGAGGGUCAAUAACGAAAAACCUGAAGUUACUGCUGCAACAGAAGAAGAAAAAAAUGAAGAAAAACUGACUACUGUAGUUGUGAGCAUUGAACAAGGUGCAUCUCCAGUGCAUGACAAUGAAAAAAAAACAAGACUGAACACUGAUGAAAAGACACAUCCAAUAACUGAUGUUGAAGAAGGGACUGUUUUUGAGCUGGGCGGCUUAGUUUCAGCUCUGUGAGACACAGGAAAUGGAGUUAUGGGUGUGCUGUUCAGGUUUAUGAUGUCACUUCCUGCAAGAUAGCUUGUUUGCAGACUCAUAAUGGUUUGCAACGACUUUCACUGAAUUCUGAAAGUAGAUGAAAUAAAAUAUGUCUUGUGCAUGCAUGAUUCUUUCUGUUUGAUUGUGUUUUGUGCGAUUGCGUAUGUGGUUGUGUUCAGUGUGUCUGAGGUGUAUCGAGUGUGAGAGCAGUGUUGUGGUUUACUCUGGGCUUCGCUGUGAUAAAAUUAGUUGCAUGGGGAGGGGGUGAAAAUCUGAGAGUACAAGUGUCUCAUGCGUGUGAAAGGUUGUGAUGUGGGAGUAAAGCAGAGUUCGGAUUCUCUGCAGACGCUCAGAAAUGAAGUGUUCCUCCAGACUCCUGUGUGGGCUCCUCAUUUCAUGCCUUUGUUUCAGAGUCACAGACUCAAAUGAGGAUGAGGAGCUGUCUGUGAAUCAGAGUCCAUCCAGCAUCACUGUGAAAGAGGGAGAUUCUGCUCAAAUCACCUGCUGCUGGAGUAAAAUCAAAUAUAAAGUUAAAGUUUAUUGGUAUAACAAUGAGACAAGACUUUCAGAUGUAAAGCAGGAACUCCAAGAGCGUGAAACACAGAACUGUUCAAUGCUCAACUUCACAAACAUACUUAAAAAUGCUUCAGGUCAUUAUGUUUGUGAAGUGACUCAAGACAUACCAGUCCUGAUUCAGAAGACAGGUUCUGGAACAGCUCUAUUUGUCAAAGACAGUCAAAUAGAAAAGACAACGACUGCUGAAGUUUCUCGUCCAACUCAGACUAGCAAGACUACAAACAAUACAACCCCAACCCCAGGUCUCACCCUGCCUAUAUCUCUGGCCGCUGCCAUCGGCCUGCUGACCCUCUGCUUGGCCUUCAGUGUGUGCAAGAUGAGGAACUCCUGUAAAAAAUCAGAGCGAGUGGUCAUUCACCAGACGCCACACAGUGAGGGUGAGGAGCAUGAGAACAUGGAAGAGGAGGCUGGUAGCACAGGCUCCUCUCGAGGGUCCCUCCAAUGGUAUCAAGUGCCUGUUUACUGGUCUUACUUUGAUCUACGGAGGGGUGAAGACCAAUGACAACCAAAAAAGAAAGACGAAUGUGAUGUACUGUUCAUUGCAUUUUGCAUUCUCUCUCUUCUUUCACGAGAACAUCUUUGUAAAUAGCAGAAGCGAUUUUAAUCUUCAGAUACGGUUGAAACCCUUGAGCUCUUGAUGGUGGUAUCAUCAGAUGUUAAUCUCUCUGUUUGUAGCAGCUUUAUUGACAGUUUUAUUCUUAUUCUAUUUUUUUAUAUGAGUCUUUUUUAAAUUAAAAUGAAGAUGUGUCAUACAUACUGACAUGCAUGGUAAACUACUUGGAUUUCAUGCCCUGACAGAUGCAAUUCAAACAUGUAUAAAAGUAGCACACACUGCCUGCCCUGAAGUUUUCUAACUGUGAAAGGUUUUAUACUAAAGACUUUUUAUGCUGUACAGAUGUCGGCUAUGCCUUUCAGCCUUCUAAGAAAUGUUUCUCAGACUUCAUUUUGACACUUCAUAAUGUGGUUUCUUUUGCCAUUUACAAUAAAAGUCUGUGAAAACCA
This is a messenger RNA of Onychostoma macrolepis, 2986 nucleotides long. RefSeq lists its product as uncharacterized. NCBI's taxonomy places the organism in Eukaryota, Metazoa, Chordata, Actinopteri, Cypriniformes, Cyprinidae. The record is from RefSeq and is a predicted model, not a curated record. Gene Ontology annotation, cellular component: external side of plasma membrane; B cell receptor complex. The transcript is spliced from 9 exons. Gene Ontology annotation, biological process: B cell differentiation; B cell receptor signaling pathway. The coding region runs from base 1764 to 2486 and encodes 240 amino acids.